GAUUUUAAUGAACUGCAUACCGUAACGAUGGACGAUAGCGAUAAGUUGGUGUUUCGUUUACUUUGGUAGUUUCUUUGCUGAACUUAAUUCUACCAUUUCAUGAAAUCUUUCAUUCCAAAGCAAUGAAUAGUUACAUCAAAAAAGACACGAUACGAAUUCUUCUAAUAACAACAUUACUUUCAUUCGAAAUACAAAAUGCAUCCACCUCAUCAUCUCCAAUUUGCUCUGACACAACCAUCAACACCGAUGAUUUUAGAGCACUGCGCCUCCAUCGGGAUUUAUACGUUGAUAAAACUUUCCUGCUGGACGACUUCGUUAAACUGGAAGGAUCACGUAUGCUGACGACGAUCAUCAGACCAAAAGGCUGGGGUAAAAGUAUCAACCUCGAUAUGAUUCGAAGAUUUUUCGAAAUCGAAGUUGACGAAAAAGGUGAACGAGUAUUCAAAGAUAGAUCAAUAAACAAUAAAUUAUUCUCGGGAGGCGAAGUCGUUAUAAAUUCGACGUCAAGAAAAACUCUGAAAAAAUUAAAAGUCAACUUAUUCGCAGCCCGACACCUGGGUCAAUUUCCAGUAAUCCUGCUCAAGUUGAAAAAUACAUCGGGGAACAGCUACCAGGAAAUCGAGUCGAAAGUAAAAGCUCGAGUACAAGAUGUGUUCAAAGAUCACGAAUACUUGCUGAAUUCUACGAGAAUAACUCUCAAAGAAAAAUUCGAAAGCUAUAUUAAAGGGGAUUUCGACACUGCUGAUUUGAUAUCGAGCGUUUUAUUCUUGAGUACAAAAUUACAAGAACAUUUUGGACGAAAAGUAUACAUUUUGAUGGACGACUACGAUGCACCUUUUGUAAACGCUUACGUAGGAUUUGGGAAUAAAGCCGAAGAAUUCGAUAAAUUACAAAGCUUGAUAAUCGAUUUCUAUACGAAAACUUUUCAAGGCAAUCCCAGUUUGAGUGCAACGUUAGUCACAGGUGUCUUACACAUAUCCUUGAUGCCUACGAUGAAUACCGGAUUAAAUAAUAUAGACUUGUGUACGUUGACAAGAAGCCAGUUUUCGAAAUCAUUCGGAAUCACAGAACCGGAAGUGCAAGAAUUACUCAAGCAGGUAUCUUCAACGAUAAAGCUAGAUCCGAAGGAAGUGAAGGAUUGGUACAAUGGUUAUAAUUUCAACAUACAAACAUACUACAAUGCUUGGUCCAUAAUGCGAUGUCUGCAUCAAAAUGGAACUUUGGGUUAUCACGGAUUCGAUACAGAUAGCAACGGACUCGUUGAUAAAAUACUCUUAUCGGAUGAAAUACAAGAAACAGUACAUCUUUUACUCUCUGGUAAAAGCUUGAAUUUUCCUAAAUUACACAGUCGUACGGAAGUCAUGAGUUGGGAUAAAAUGGACGAGCUCGAGGUACUCUUGCUGUAUGGAUACCUGAGCGCCGAAGGUGAUUCUUUCGAUACAGCUUCCAAAAUUACAAUACCCAAUAAGGAAAUUAAACACGUUUUCGAGACAAAAGUACUCCAAUGGGUUGCUGGUAAAUUUGGUGUGAAUGCGUCGGAGUUUCGUUCUUUUGCCAAUCUGCUACCUGCAGGCGAAUUCGAAACGUUCAAAGACACUUUGCAGAAAUACCUCUCAAAAUGUUCUUCUAAUUUAUUGUCAAGGGUAUUAUACGAUGGUGUGAUAACAGCAUUGAAGAAUGCUUUGACGACGAGUCACAAAGCUCAAGAUGGAAAGAAAGACGAUGCAGGUGAAUCUAGUGAUUUGGUGGUACUGAUUCCUGACCCGGGUCUGAGUGAUGCUGUCAUCGUUAUCAAGCAUAAAAUAGCUAAAAUGGAGGAUCUGGUGUCUGUGGCUAAAACUGGUCUGGAAGAAAUUAACGCAGGGCUGUCUAGUAAUAAUUUGAAAACGCUCUCUCAUGUCAAAAAAAUAUUUAAAAUAAGCAUAGCAUUUAAUGGCGAAAAAGUAACUGUUGAGUACAAAACUGAUUAGGAAGUCACGUGAAUGGAAAUGCAGACACGUGUAGUCGUGUACACCUAAAAAUCCCAAUUAUUACUUAAUUGAUACUUAUUGAAAUUAUUCGAUCGGAAAACCAGACCUCUAAGGCAAUUUUGCAAAUUUUUGAAAAAUCUGGAACUAUUUUUACAGUAUUAUAGCAUUUUUUAUAACCUAAUAACUAAACAAUGGUCAAAUAUUGGUGGUUAAAUGUACCUACAAUUUUCAUUUGUGAAUCUUGCAAACUUUCUCUCUCUGACUUUAAAUAUUAGGUACAUGAACUACAAAUGGCCACGUAAAUAAUAAAGCAUGGACGGUCAAGUACCGAAGCCCUCAUAAAAAAUUUCUAGAUCAUUUUCAUCUGCUGGUCAAUCAUUCCAAAGUGUAAAAUUUGAUGAAAAUGGAUACAAAUUCAAAUCAACGAUCUCCCUCUAAUAACUUCUCACAAGUCUCUUCCCUCAAUCAGAAAUAAGGAAGCCUCCAAAUAAUCCACACUUCCCAAAUAUGUACAUGUACACAAUUUAAAAAUAUUAUCAACGAUUUUCACAUAAAAUAUUUUUAAUAA
This is a messenger RNA of Planococcus citri (citrus mealybug), 2538 nucleotides long. RefSeq lists its product as uncharacterized. The transcript is spliced from 2 exons. The record is from RefSeq and is a predicted model, not a curated record. Lineage: Eukaryota; Metazoa; Arthropoda; Insecta; Hemiptera; Pseudococcidae. The coding region runs from base 123 to 1970 and encodes 615 amino acids.